This is a messenger RNA of Diabrotica balteata, 8785 nucleotides long. NCBI's taxonomy places the organism in Eukaryota, Metazoa, Arthropoda, Insecta, Coleoptera, Chrysomelidae. The record is from the annotation of a GenBank genome assembly.
AGUGAAUGAAAUAUCUUGAGUUUGUCGUUUGCCUCCCCAAUCAACUGUCUGUUUAGAAAGAAAGUCGCCAUUCGUUUGCAUUAAUUAGAAGAAUAAAAUGAUUGUUAUAAAUAUGUGAAACAGAUACAAUGGGUUAAUCACUAAAGAGUUAACUAAUAUAUUAAUUUCUUAUAUGAAGUGCAACACAAACCUCAAGAGAUAGAUAUAAUCCUAGCAAACGCUUCCAAAACAAACUCGGCCACUUUAAUAAUGCAACCAAAUUUAGGAAAUAUUUACAAGAAGAGUUGAUUAUUUAUAUAUGGAAUUAGCUGCCAAAUACACUUAAAAUGCAGAAAAAGUGCAAUUUAUUUGUUUUUUAAGUUCUUUAUUGUCAAUUGUCAGCUACAAUGUUGUUGACAGUUAUGUCACUUACAAUUGUUUUCCUACAGAAAAGAAGGUUUAUUUUGUUUAUUUCUUCAGUUUAAAAGCUUAAACAUAUAGUAUAUUGGUGUUCAUUCAUUUAUGGUGUAAGAGUGGUGUUUUAGGUAGCCCAAGACCAUUACAUUUCAGAUAUUAUGAACUCUACAAGAAACAAAUUUAGCUUUACUUGAGUGACAUCAAUUCCUAUUUAAUAUGACCAAUAUCAAUACUUAAAUAUGGUUUUUGGGUAAAGUCAAUAAAUUGUGGAGAUGGAUCCAGGAGUCCCAAGUGUACCCAUCACCACAUUGGCUGGGGUAGCAAGUCUCACAGACUUGCUUCCCGAAAUGCCUCUGCCAACACCAUCACCACAGACACUAAGUAAUAAGUCAUUACUGUUUCAUCCUCGAGUUGCAGAGGAAGCUCAGAAUUUACUUGGUGUCCGAGAUGAAGUAUUGGUACCCCAGUUGGUUCAGUCUUUAGAAAAGACUUCAGCUGAACAUAUUGAAGUAAAAGACAUGUAUGCUGGAGCUGAUUCUAGACUGGAACAACAAAAAUCAAUGCCAGAGUUGCUAAGAGCACUUCUAGAUGCAAAUCCCAACAUUUUCAGUGGAAAAUCACAACCCUCCCAAGUGCUGCAUCAAAUGCAACUGACGAUGAUUCAGAAUCAGCAUCAUUUACAACAACCGCAACAUCAUCAACAACAGGUUCAGCCUCAAAAUCAACCUCAACAACAACAAAAAGUAGAACAAACAAUAAACCAAACUCAAGUACAACCACAAUGGAACCAUACAGGUCAACCUACUAUCCAGGUCAGGGAAAAGGAGGCUGACAAAAAAAGUACAUCUCAGACAACUAAGAUGUUAGACCAAGACCAUCCUGUAAUAAAUUCAGCAAUAACUACUCAGGGCAUUAAUCCACAGGCGACAAAUGUAUUAAAUUCUACGAAUUCAUCAAAUUCUACAAAUGUGGUGAACUCAAAUAAUACAUUACCAACUUUACUGAGCUCAAAUUCACAAAGUUCUAAUCAAAGUACAACUUCUUUGGGCAGUUCAGAUUCUAGUAAUAGUUCUAGUUGGACUGCAUUAUCAUCAUCAAGUACAUCUCAACAAAGUGUACCUAAUGUUCAAACGCUCGCGCCUGCAGCGCCAAGUGACACGAACACAGGUGCAGUUACUGUAAAAAUCCAACCCACGCCAGACCAAAACGAUGUUAGUAUCCCGUCCCUUCCAGAACAAACUGCAGAUUCUGUAUCACUCCAAACUACACCUUCUAUUAACAAUUGUAAUAACAGUCGAUUGACGGAAAGCAAACCUUCAACUCAAACAUCAACUAGUGAGCUUAGACAAUUACGGAGAAAUCCUGCAAGGGGCCAACAAACAGACGUGAAAAUUUCAACAAAGACUGAUAUACCUCAAAAAAUUCCAGUAACGCUGCUUAAGCAAAAUUCCAAUAUGGCUACUGAAACAAAAGUGCAAUCAGAUCCAAUAGACAGUCUAAAAGACGUACCUCAAGAAUUAACUGAUGAUACAGUAAUAAAAGAGGAAAAGAAACCUAAAAUUGAAACUAAAGUUGAAGUUGAAGAAACACCAAAAAUCUCACCCAGUGCUAUAACGAUUAAACAACCAGUUAUAAAAUUGAAUAGGUUAUCUGAAGAAGAUCAAAUGCUUUUACAGAAAAGUCUUAGGGAAUUUAUGGAAGUUAAACCCAAAUUAGCCAAAGAUCUGGGUAUUCAACUCAGUGACAUCAAAGAUCAUUCAGAAUCUGACGAGGAUCUGGAUAGUAGGCGAAAACGACAUAAUAGAAAACGUCCAGCAUCAGGGAAUCUCAGUGAUGAUGAUUAUCAACCAGAUACGUUUACUGCUUUAGUAGGAAAACGACGAAAAGUAGUCAAAGAAGAAGUACCAGAACCUGUUCUUGUUAAACCAAAACUUCGAAGAGUUGAGAAGAAAUUCGUUCCAGUUUUGGAAAAGUUAUCUCAGGAAGAGUUGAUGGAAACCAACACUUACCAUAAAUUUAAUAAAUCAAUAGAACAUGUUCUGAGAUCAGGGGAAGAUAUUGAUGUUGCUGAUAUAGGUGAGGAUGGUAUGAUCCAGGAGGAAUAUCUUCUAGGUAGAAAUGUAAUGCAAGAGUUGUGUACGGAAGCAGCUAAAUUAAAAAUACUUGGUGCAAUGGAAAUGAUACCAACGGAAAAGCUGACUAGACUGCUAAAUAUAUUGGAAUUAAAUAUUAGGGGAGGAGACAGGGUAUCACCAAUAUCUGAUGAAGACAAUGAAAGUAUUCGGCAGUUAUGGCUUGAGACAGCAAUGGAAAGGGUAAUGGGUGCAGCAGAUGCCUGUUUGGUGUGUAUGUAUAUAAUGACAUCCCGAAAUAUGUCAAAACGUGUUUACCUCGAAGAAGUUAUAGACAGGGUAGUGCUUUACAUCAAAUAUCAACUUCAUAAUACGAUUUUUCCUUCGUUUGAUUCAACGUAUAGAUUAGACAACAAAAAGAAAGAUGGUCGCCGAAAGAAAAACACCCAAGUUUCGGAAAAGGGUAUCCUAGUUUUGUAUACAAAGAUUUCAGAACUGGUAAAUUUAUUAGCAGAACUAUUAAAUAUACAAAUUUUGACCGAUACUUCUGUGCUUCAUGCUUCCUCCAUGGGUGUUUCACCAUUUUUUGCUGAAAAUGUUAGUGAGCUUCAAUUAGCUUGUCUGAAACUUGUCACAACGAUCUUCACAAAAUAUGAAACACAUCGAAGGCUGUUAUUAGAUGACAUAUUAGCUUCUAUUGCCCGUCUUCCUAGUACAAAACGUAGUUUAAGAACAUAUAGGUUAAAUAGUGAAGAGCACAUACAAAUGUUAACUGCUCUAGUUCUACAACUUAUACAAUGCGUAGUCGCAUUACCAGAUAACUUCCUACAAAAGGAAGGUAGAGAUAAAAGCAAUGACAAAGUACCAUCCAAAGUCGAUACAGACAUCCUUAUUUGCAAUAAAUAUGAAAAAGCGACAUCGACUGCAGGAACAUUCCUUACAGUUUUUCUUAACAAAUGCGGAAAUAAACAAGAAGAUAUCGAUUACCGACCUCUCUUUGAGAAUUUCGUUCAGGAUUUGUUGUCGACUGUGAAUAAACCUGAAUGGCCAGCUACUGAACUUUUACUUUGUCUUUUGGGAAAGAUGCUGGUCAAAAAUUUCUCAAAUAAAGGAACGGAUAUGUCUCUCAGGGUGGCCAGUUUAGAUUAUUUAGGGGUUGUUGCAGCGAAACUGAGGAAAGAUAGUGUUUUGUCCAGAUGUAAACUCAACACAAUUGAUCAGAUGAUUAAAGAUAUUAAGCAAGAGGAACAAAAAGACAGUGACGAGAAAGUUAGUAAGAAUAAGAAAAAGAAUAAUGUCGUCACCAACGAUCACGAGCGUGCGCAAUUCCUCCAGCGGGUUUUACUGGACUUUCUCGCCGUAAAUGCUCAAAAUGACGAAGCUUACAAAUAUGCAAGACACUUUUAUAUAGCCCAGUGGUACAAGGAGGCAGUCUCUGAGAAGACUCAAUUGGCUAUGGGCGAUAAGAAAAACAACAGUUCUAGAGAACAUAACCACCGGUCGAAGAGGUACAGAGAUGAAGAGAAUGAUGAGUCCGAAGAAGAAACGGAAAAGGACAAGAAAAGUUCGGAGCAGGAAAAUACAGAAAGAUUUGCACAAAUAGAUGAGAAGAAGAAAUUCCUUUUGAGUAAAAUAAAGCCGUUCCAAGAGACAAUAUCGUCAGGGAACCGAGUCCAAGUUUUCCAAACCUACAUUGACUAUAGCAGUGCAGAACUGAUUGCACAAUUUCUUGCUUCCAAGAGAUACUUCUCUCAGAGCUUCGACCAAUAUCUAAAAGCUAUUUUGAUAGUGUUGAAAGAAACUUCGAUUGCCAUUAGAACAAAGGCAAUGAAAUGUCUUACCAUGAUAGUUGAGGCAGAUCCAUCAGUUCUGGGAAGACAUGAUAUGCAAAUGGGUGUAAACCAUUCAUUUCUUGAUCACUCUACGUCCGUAAGGGAGGCAGCUGUAGAUUUAGUAGGUAAAUUCGUGCUUAGUCGUCCAGAAUUAAUAAGCACCUAUUAUGAAAUGCUAUCAGCUCGAAUAUUAGAUACAGGUGUUAGCGUAAGGAAGCGUGUAAUCAAAAUAUUAAAAGACAUAUGCAUAGAGUGCCCUGAAUUUCCGAAAAUUCCAGAAAUUUGUGUAAAAAUGAUUCGGAGGGUAAAUGAUGAAGAAGGUAUUAAGAAAUUGGUUAUGGAAGUGUUUCAGAACAUGUGGUUUACUCCAACCAAAGAUUCCUCAUUAUUAAGAAAGGUCAUGAACAUUACUGAUGUCGUUGCUUCAUCAAAAGAAAUUGGUUUAGAGUGGUUUGAGCAACUAUUAGUUAGUUUAUUUAAACCAAAAGAAGAUAAAGAUGAUUCAACAAAAGUAAUGACAGAACCUCCUAAAGCUCUUUUGUUAGCUUGCAGGCAAAUUGUCGAUUGUUUAAUAGAAAAUGUACUUAGUCUAGAAGAAAAUACAGAUAACAGUGGUUCAUCACAAAGGCUUGUAGCCUGCUUAACAACUCUACAUCUUUUUGCUAAAAUUAGGCCUCAAUUGCUAGUGAAACAUGCUAGUACACUUCAGCCCUAUCUAGGUUUAAAAUGCCAAUCAGCUGGUGACAUUCAAAUAAUAAGCAGUGUCGCCAGAAUGCUUGAAUUAGUAGUUCCUCUUAUGGAGCAUCCUAGUGACUCAUUUUUAGCCCAACUAGAAGAAGAUGCUAUGAAGCUGGUGCUACAACAUGAUAGACCUAUAGUGAGCAGUUGUUUGUCUUGUUUGGGUUCUAUUAUCAACAAAGUUACCCAUAAUUAUAAGCUGAUUAGAGACUGUUUUAACAAGUUUUAUGAGUAUUUAAUCAGAUAUAAAAAUUGGGUAGACAUGGAUUAUAGUACUCACCAAGAGGUAAAAUAUAAAGCUGUUUUUAGGAGAUCCUUGUUUAUAGUGGGACUCUUGUUGAGACACUUUGAUUUCAAGGAUCCUGAGGUGUUAGGGGAUUUAUCGUCCGACAUUAAGGAUGUAGUGUAUCAAACCAUGACAUUUUUUCUCCAAAGAGAUGAUAUAGAUAUACAGGUGAAUACCUUGAAAGCAAUUGGCAGUGUCUGCAUUAGGCAUUACGAAUUUAUGUUGGAAAAUGAACUCAAGGUAUUUUAUCAUAAACAGCUUACAUCAGAGGAUGCUCCAUUAAGAAUGAAAGUGGAAGUUUUGAUUAACAUUGAAAACUAUCUAGUGGAAGAAGAAAAUAGAAUGAUACAGCAGGAUUUAGAAUGGAAUAAGAGGUCUAAGGAAGAGAAUUUGAAAGAGAUGGGCGAUGUGUCUUCCGGAAUGGCUAGUACAGUGAUUCAGCUCUACCUCAAAGAAAUUAUGCAAUCGUAUUUACAUCACAGCGUGCAAGUCCGACAGCCAGCCCUUAGAGUGAUACAAUUAGUUUUACAGCAGGGUUUAGUUCACCCUGUGCAAAUAGUGCCCUAUUUAAUAUGUAUGAGUACAGAUUGUGAAAAGGUUGUGUCGCAUAGUGCAGAUAAACAGUUACUGGAAAUUGAGAAGAAAUAUCCAGGUUUUAUACACACCAAGUCGUCAUUGGGUAUACGAUUGUCUUACCAACUACAGAAGAUCUUGCAAAGUGAUAGCAUUGUUCGAGGUUCAGGCGUGAAAGAACAAGGGGAGUAUCCAUCAGCAUUAAAUGGCUAUCUGUACUCAAUACUGCGUAGUUCAAGACAACAAAGACGUGCCUUAAUACUUAAUAUUUUAAAACAGUUCGAUGAACAAGCUCGCACCACAUUAUCCUACAUGUUGUACCUGGCCGAUAAUAUGGCGUAUUUCCCGUAUCAAGUUCAGGAUGAGCCCUUGUUUAUCGUGCAUCAUAUUGAUAUUAUGAUCUCAGUCUCUGGAACAAAUUUGUUGCAGAAUUUUAGAGAUGAUUUGAUUGCUGUUGAGGGUCAAAGUAAAAUUAUUGAUACUGAAAAUGGCGAGCCAGUUAAUAUGGUGUCUGCUCUUGACGAGGAUGAUGAUGAUGAAGAGAGUCUGUUAAGUCGUGUACCUGAAGAUACAAGCCAACUGCAGGCAUGUAUUACAGCCGCUCAAGGAUGCUUACUUCUUCUUAUGUUAAAACAACAUAUUAAAGAUAUAUAUGGACUUAGUGAUGGGAAAAUUCAACAGUAUUCUCCAUCAGAAGCUGCGAAGGUUUAUGAAAAAGCUAUUCAACGCAGAUCGAAUGCACUUUUCAAUCCAAAAGCGACAGUACAUAAACUGAAACAGGGCAAACCUUCGGAGUACUUGGAUGUGGAUGGCAGAAGGGAUCUCAUACGACAGUACAUAGACUUCAAACAGUUGAUGCUACAACUAGAUCCUGACGAUCCCGAUGAUGAAGAGAACGCUCCAAAAUUACUUACUGCACUAGCUAAUGCACAAGCAACUCCUCAAGCCAAUUCAGGGGCGCCAUCAUCAAUAUUGACGGAGGCAGACCAAGUAGUACUCGAUAAUUAUAAGGACCCGCCAAAAGUGCCCAAAUUGGUGAUAUCUAACCGACGGUUCGAUAGUGAUACGAAACGCACUCCGCGGACUCCAAAAGCGGAAAAAGUGAAAAAACACAGACAUAAAAAGAAGCGAAGAAAGUUCGCGAGUUCAUCGGGAGACGAGAGUGAAAACGACUAUAGUGAUCCAGACUUUAUGGCCUAGCUAUGCGCCCAAAUGAGCAGGUUGCACUGCUCAGACUGUAUAGUGACUAAUAGUUGAUCGUUUUCGAUGAACUUUUAAUAUACUAAUUGGCAAACGAAACUAAACGCAAACUAAAAAGUACUUGUACCGUUUUUUGGUAGUUUUUCUAUUAUUAUUGGAAAAAUCGAUAAUUUACAUUCCUGUAAUAAAAGUAAGCAAAUAGAAAAAUCGUUAGGAGUAUUUUUCCGUAGUCUAAAUGUGGCCGAUUGGUGUAUUAACGUUUGUCAGAUAAUUAAAGAUUGAUUUUAUAAACUCAAAAAUGACGUGGGAGAAAAUUUUUGUAUGAUGUAGCAUGAAGCACAUGAUGUAAAUGUAAAUGAAUUGUAAACAUUCGAUAAAAAGGUGAUUUGUUUAAACUUUUCGUUUUCAGUUCGCUUUUGCAAAGAUUCUCGCAUCUUUUUUUUAUAAAUAUGAUAGAGAACUAUAUUGUAUGCGAGGAUCUCUGUGAUCUUUUUGUAUAGAUUUCAAAAUAUUUUUUUUAGAAUAAAAUCAGGGGAUUAUAUGCGCAUGAUAUCAAUUCUUGAAAACAUUAAAUGGUACUCUUAAUUUUCACCUUACUAAAACAGCAGAAAGGAAAUAUAAAAUAUUAAAUAUAGCCAAAUUUUAUAAAUGAUAUUAAUUAAUAAAUCGAACUGGAGGCUUGCGGUGACAUUAGGGUUCUAUGAUUUAUUCUAAAAUAAAGUACAUAUAGUUGUUUAUACAGAUUCACAAGUAUCAGCAUACAUAUUUAUAUUAAUUAUCUUAUCUUCUUGGCUUUACACUUUUGCUUCGAAUUUUUUUUUCUUGAAAGUCUGUCAGCUCUCAAGAGAAGUACCAUAAAAUGUAUGGCCGUUGCCUGGAUGUUUUAAAGAAGAAAGCCAACAUUUCAAUAAAAUAGGCAGGAAAAGGUUCCAGCUUGGCAAUCUUUUAAAGAAGUCAUGUUAAUUUUUAUUUAUUCUAAAGACUUGAACUAUUAACAAAUGUUUAGGUUUAUUCCAUUCAGUAUUUUAUAGAUAUAAUUGGUAUACAUAAUAAUUUUAUUAUUUAGGCUGUGUUUAUCCAACUCUUGUUUUAUCUGUAGUUUUAUUCACUAAUUGUACAAAAAGAAUUUUAGAGUUUUUAGAUUAAUUUAUAGUAAUAAUUUGGGAUAAUUGAUGGAUUCGACCGUUACUUGAUGGAAAUUCAUUUUAUGUAACAAUAAAACACUGAAAACUUUGUUUUCAAACUUCCACAAAAUUUAUUUUAACUCUAAUCACUACAGCUGUUUCGGCUGAUUGCCUUUCUCAAGUCUGACUUGAGUUUCCAGUGUUUUAUUGUUACAUAAUUAUUUGGGAUUUCUUUUAAUUACUAUGUUGGUACUUAGAACUGUAUAAUUAGCUGUCAUGUAGAAUUUAGGCGGAAAGAGCUCAAAAGACAAAAUAAAGUGAAUGAUUCAUGAAUCAAUACUAUUAUGGGACAUAUAUUUAUUAUUUGUGAAACUUAAUAAUACUUUGCACAGUUGCCAUGAAAGACUUUGGAGUAAUUCACAUAAUGACGCAAUCUUCUCGUUCUGGUUUAUAUGUAAUGCUUUAUUUUAUUUUUUUUUCUUUGUGUGUUUUUUUUAAUUUACACUUGAUUUAAUUGUUUCGAAUGCAUUUUUCAAUAAAAACCCAUCCACUGCCCUACUUACU